Gryllus bimaculatus (two-spotted cricket) is the source of this 3285-nucleotide messenger RNA. The record is from the annotation of a GenBank genome assembly. Lineage: Eukaryota; Metazoa; Arthropoda; Insecta; Orthoptera; Gryllidae.
CAUAAUGGUGGUAAUUUGUGGUGAGUGUGGUGUGGUCGCAACACUGUGGUGUGGUGAAAAGCAGAAACCAGUAUAAAUUAAUGAUAUUAGCUGUCCUGGAAUAGUUUUGUAAACCUGAGUGGCUUUGGGAUUGGCUGACUGCCGGACUCUAGCAGGACUUAGCAGCGUGGAGCAGGGACUGGCGUGGAGUACGAAUACGUUAUAUACAGUGUCCAUAUUUCAUGUUUACGUGAACAGUUUUUGUGAUUAAUAAGGUCACUUUUUGGUACUUAUUCAACGCAGUGCUGCAUCAUGGAGGGGACUGAACACCCAGUUUUUAUAUUCAAGUUGGAUAAGAACGGGCACAAAGCAUUCGCUGUGGGAUCGGAAAUUAGAAAAAGGUUUGUAGAUGGCGAACUUAUUUCCACUGAUCCAGAAGUUGCAGAAUUGUUGUGUAAGAGAAUUAAACUUGAACAACCUGAUCUUGAAGAAGUAGAUGAAGCAAUGUUACCUGGAGCCGAAUGCGAUCUCAGCAUGGGUGAAGAAGUUGUUUUAGAACAAGAGGAGGAAGUUGUUACAUCAUUAGCUGUUUCAGUUGAUGAUCAUUCACCAUUGGAGAGUGCUUCUGGAAAGACAGAUGAAGAAUUAUCGCAAGAGGCUCUUGAAAUAUCAGAAUCUGGUGUCCUAAUGCAGCACAUGGACAUUCGGGAACCCUUGUCAACAUUAAAAUUGCUGUUAGAACAGCGUCUUGGUGUUGAACUCACUGAUUAUCAAUUUUGGUUACAAGAUGCACAAAUGUUGGAAUCUCACAAGAAUUUAGUUGAUCAGUGUGUGCAAGGGGAAGGAAUGGUCCAAAUUAAUGUCCAGAUAAAAGUUGACAGAGACGUAAAGAAAAUCAACAUAGUAGAUGUUCUCAAACCAGCAGAAGAAUAUGUUGAACUUGCAGGAGAUAAUUACUUGUCACCCUCUGAAAAGAAGGUGCCAUCCCCAGAAGCCAAGCAAAAUGUUAUUCGAUGGGUUGUGGAUGGUCAAUUUAAAAAGGAUCAAGAGAGGCUCAAGAUUCCUGGUGAUCCAAUGGAAUGGGAAGUUGCUCAUGUACGCCAUUGGCUUCAAUGGGCAGUUCGUCAGUUCAACUUAGUUGGCAUUCAGUUAUAUGACUGGAACAUAUCAGGACGCCAGCUUUGUGAAAUGACAUUGCCUGAUUUUCAGCAGCGAGUUCCCAUGGAUCCCAAUGAUCUCUUCUGGACUCACUUGGAGCUUCUUCGUAAAUGCAAAUUUGUUGCUGUUAAUCAGAAACAAGAACAGAACACUCAGGUUGUGAAUAAGUCUGAUAAUACAAUACGAGGUCGACCAAUUAAGGGAGCUAAACUUGGCAAAUUGCCUCGAAUUAUUGGUCUUCCUUUAAAUAUAAUGGAAACGGCUACACCAAAUGGUGGCAAUCGUACUGGUAACAAUGGACAGAUUCAAUUGUGGCAGUUCCUUUUAGAAUUGCUAACUGACAAAGAGUAUCGUGAUGUAAUUCAGUGGCUUGGUAAUGAUGGAGAAUUUAAGUUAAACAACCCAGAAAUGGUUGCACAGUUGUGGGGUGAAAGAAAGAAUAAACCUACCAUGAAUUACGAAAAGUUGAGUAGGGCCCUUAGGUACAUGGAAAGAGAUUUGUGUACAAAUUUAUCUGUGACUUAAAGGAGUUGAUGGGAUACAGUGCAAGCGAAUUGAACAAGCUGGUGAAUGAAUGUGCCCAAAUGAGUGGAUUGCAAACUCCUCCCCGAAGCACUAUAUCCCAUUUUUCCAGCUGAGAAAGGGUUCAAUGCUAAAUUCACGUGCCGCUCUUCUGAGUUGAAAUAUAUCCUCCUUACUGGCUGUCUUUUGAUAGCUUGCUGACUCAAUACACAAUGUAUCACAACCCAGUACUAUGACUUGGUGAUACUAUCGCGUGGCCUUGAGCAAGGCAUAACUGGUGGAGGGGUUAUGAUUUUCAACAUGGGGCUGAGAGACACCUGAAUAGCAGCCAUGCCCGUACACCUUCCCAUGCUAAGACGUGGGAGAGAGGGAAUUUCCCUAAGGCCUUUGCUUUGAGAAACAAGUGACGCCAAGGUCGAACUCUACGCUGACAGCGGAAGCACCUCUCCUGUAAUGUUUGGCUCCCACGACUAAAUCACAUCUUGAGUCUCUCUACCAAUUUAAUGAAAUUCAUUGGAAUUGUGUUUUAUAAAGAUUUUCCCCUGCAGGACAUGGACAUCCACAUUGGAGAGGUUCCGUUUUAUGCUUUGUAAAAUCCCAUUUAACUUGACAGUCCGGAAAAAUUUUCAGUUUCAGACAGAUUUUACUGUAUAAGCUUUCUUAUUUUCUAAAUAUGUUUCUUAUAAUACGAGGUAGAAUUGGAUUUCAGAAAUAUUUGGGGGGAAAUAGAUAAGGUGAAAAUGAAAUCCAUCCCCUCCUCACCCCUCACAAAGCUUUUAAUUUAGAAAAUCAUGAAUUUUAAUUCGAACUGGCUUUGAAAAAAUGGAUUACUUCUUUCAGAAUGGAGAAAAAGGAAAAAAGAAAAAUAUAAUUGGCAGAAGAAAACUCCCCAAACAGAACAGUUGAAUGUUUUUUGAAAAGUUAUGACUCAUAAAAAUUUACUUUUCUUUAUUUUUUCUUUAUGGUUGUAAAUUAGUGUACAUACAUUGAUUCCUAUGCUAUUCCUGUAAUGUAUUUAAUUACUUAAUUACUGACAUGUCUUUUCAUUUAGGGUCUGAGUGCCAAGUUGCAAAAUGUUCACUUAGGAAUUGUUCUUGGUUCAAUUCUUACAGAUGGUUUUGAGUAUUGUGGCUUUGGCUAGGGAAAGGAGAACUUUCAGAAAAUAAAACAUUGAGGUGUGAAGUAUUCACACCAGCACAUUUUCAAUUUUAAUUUUAAAAUUUUUAUUCAGGCUGAAACAUCUAUUGAAAUUAAUUACUGUUAGGAGAAAAAGUGACAUUCUUAUGUUAUUACCUGAUAAAGUUCUUUGUAGUCAUCAAAAUAAUUUUAUAUGCAUACUGUUUUCAUCAAUUUUCUAAUAAAUUAUUGUAAAAACUCUUUUCCAGGUAUUUCUAAGAAGUUUUGUGUUGCAUCACAAAGAAUUGUGAUCAACAAUUCCAAUAAGUGAAACAGGACUGAAUGCUUGUUUCAAUUGGUUGUGCUUUUGUACAACUAAAGUGUGAUAACAGAGACCCUUGUCAUAUUAUUUUAUGGAUUAUGAUAUAAUAUAUCUUUCCAGAACUGCCUAUAAGAUUUCUUGUAUGUAUUCAAAAUAAUUGUAAAAUAUAUAAUAUAAAUAAUGUGAAU